UACCUCGAAACGCCCUCGACCUCUCCCGUACGCAGCAAUCAUACCUUCCACCAGUAGCACCGACCGAAUCCCUCACCCGACGACGCCGCCCACCAUGACGUCCGUAAAAAUCAACCACAUAUCCUCGCUCAACGAGCCGUACCCCUCCCCCUCGGCCCUCGAAGCCGCCACGACGACACACGUCCAAGGCACCUUUGCCAUCGCCACGCGCAAGCUGCCCAUCCUGAAAUCAGAUCCCAUCGACGCCAUGUCCGCGCGGCUCGGGAUCCCGAUCCCCGAGAUGAUCUUCGGCGACAACCUGGUCUCGAUCACGCACCGACCCACGGGCUGGUCGAUCCAGUUCAACGCCGAGGACGCGCUCGACCGCGUCGACAAGACGGGCGAGAAGAUGCUGCGGGUGGCGUACGCGGGCGAGUGGAGCUCGAGCCGCGAGAAGACGAGCGCGGGUAUUAGUGAGGUGGUCAAGCCGUUUGACUGGAGUUAUACGACGGAUUAUUGUGGGACGGAGAAGCCUGGCUCUGGCGGCGGGGCUGAAGGGACUGAAGGGAAGAAGGACAAAAAACUGCACGGGGAUGAAAACACACCGGAUAUACCCAUCGAGCUCCUGAAGCGCCGGGACCCGAUCCUCUUCGCGGACGAGGUAGUCCUUUACGAGAGCGAGCUGGACGACAACGGGUGUAGUAUCGUCAGCGUGAAGCUGCGGGUGAUGGAGCAUCGCAUGUUGCUGCUGUGCCGGAUGUUCAUGCGGUUGGAUAACGUGCUGGUGCGGGUGCGGGAUACGAGGGUGUAUGUGGACUUUGAUAAGGAGGAGGUGAUUAGGGAGUAUACGGAGAGGGAGGAUAAAUUUGAGAAUGUGAAGACGAAACUCUUCAUGCAAGGCCUCAAACUGGAUCAGGUUACUAUCGCGCUUCGUGAUGCCAACCAGGUGGCGCCUCUGCUACCGCUCAUCAAGCAGGGAGUUGAGAGCGUUAUCCUAGGUCCCGGUGUUUCUGCAAAGACGACGACCACAACACGAUUCCCAGGGCAAACGCAGUUCCCGCCACAGACGCAGUUUGUCCGUCCGCCACCAAGGUAGGGGUUGAGGGGCGGAUUUCGACGAGGUGUCUAGAGCGUUGUAUACAAGAUAACACGGUUUAAAGGCAACACGGUUUAAAGGCUUUGAUUUGAACGAAGAAACGGCGUUACUGGCGUUAGAAUGGAGAACUGGGUAGGUAGAGACAGAAUCGGGGCACUUGUUAAUACCCAUUGGACAGCCACGCCAGGAAUACCAUAAAGGAUUCGUGACUAUUCCUUUGACAAAACUUGCAAUUC
Neurospora tetraspora is the source of this 1311-nucleotide messenger RNA. RefSeq names its product TIP41-like family-domain-containing protein. Gene Ontology annotation, cellular component: cytosol. The record is from RefSeq and is a predicted model, not a curated record. NCBI's taxonomy places the organism in Eukaryota, Fungi, Ascomycota, Sordariomycetes, Sordariales, Sordariaceae. The transcript has 2 exons. Gene Ontology annotation, biological process: TOR signaling. Bases 95 to 1075 code for a protein of 326 amino acids.